AUGCUGACAGGAUGGAGACUGGCGUUAUCGAAACUAUUCAUAAUACCGCAGCGCUAUGUGCUGGCUAUAAUGGCUUUGUUUGCCAUAGCCAAUGCAUAUACAAUGCGUGUCUGUCUCAAUAUGGCGAUCACACAAAUGGUGAAGAAGAGAGAUUCAGGCAUUGGCAGUUCACAUUACGACCCAGACGCUUGCCCAGAUCCCAACACCUCGAAUGCUACAAUGACUCUUGCUAAUUUCCUUUUGCGUGCGGAUGGCGGAGAGGAAAAGUUUGACUGGAGUGAAGCCACCCAAGGUUUACUUCUGAGUUCAUUCUAUUAUGGAUAUGUUGUGACGCAUCUGCCUGGAGGGAUGUUGGCGGAAAGGCUCGGUGGAAAAUGGGUGUUGGGACUCGGUCUACUAUCCACAGCUAUCUGCACAUUGGUCACUCCAUUUGCUGUUAAAACUGGAGGAGCUACAGCCUUAUUCAUUUUGAGAGUCAUCGAAGGUCUUGGCGAAGGCCCAACAAUGCCUGGGUUGAUGGCUAUGGUGUCAAAAUGGUCACCAAAAGAAGAAAGAGCUAAAAUGGGAGCCAUUAUAUUUGGUGGAGCCCAAAUAGGAAAUAUUGGUGGCUCAUAUUUUUCAGGCCUAAUUAUGCACGAAGGCAGUUGGGAAAACGUUUUCUACUUAUUCGGCUCUAUAGGCUUGGCGUGGUUUGUUAUUUGGACUUUCCUCUGCUACAGUACACCAAACACACAUCCGUUCAUAUCGGAUGCUGAAAAGAAGUUCUUAAACGAAAAUGUUGCUGCGCUUAAACACAACAAGGAGCAAAAACUCGACCCAGUGCCUUGGAAAGCUCUGAUUCGAUCAUGGCCAUUGUUGUCUCUUAUCAUAGCAGCUAUCGGUCACGAUUGGGGAUACUUUACGAUGGUUACUGAUUUACCUAAAUACAUGACAGAUGUUCUGAAGUUCAAUAUUAAAUCUACUGGAACUCUCUCUGCCGUACCUUAUGUAGCGAUGUGGAUUUCGUCUUUCUUCUUUGGUGUAUUGUGUGAUUUUUGUAUCAAGAAAGGUUACCAUAAUAUUAGGAAUGCUAGAAAAAUUUACACAACUAUCGCUGCUACUGGACCCGGUAUAUGUAUAAUCAUGGCUUCGUAUUCUGGCUGUGACAAGACCCUAGCAGUGUUUUGGUUCAUAGCAGCUAUGACACUUAUGGGCGCUUACUACAGCGGAAUGAAGGUUAACGCUCUGGAUAUAACCCCUAACUACGCCGGUACCACUACAGGUCUAGUAAAUGGAAUUGCAGCUGUAUCUGGCAUCAUUUCACCAUACUUAAUAGGACUUUUGACUCCACAAUCAACGCUCAAGCAGUGGCGUGUCGCGUUUUGGGUCUGUUUUGGAUUAUUGGUGGUGACUAACGUUGUUUACCUAAUAUUCGCGAAAGGGGAACAGUUAUGGUGGGAUGACGUCAAGACAAUGGGGUAUCCAAAGGGUUGGAAACAUGGACCGUUGCCAACGAGGAAAACGGACGUUGAAAAGGAAAAAUCUAAAGAGGAAGUUAAACAAUAA
Messenger RNA from Pieris macdunnoughi, 1545 nucleotides. The record is from the annotation of a GenBank genome assembly. NCBI's taxonomy places the organism in Eukaryota, Metazoa, Arthropoda, Insecta, Lepidoptera, Pieridae.